Molecule: messenger RNA, 2836 nt
Organism: Arachis stenosperma
Lineage: Eukaryota; Viridiplantae; Streptophyta; Magnoliopsida; Fabales; Fabaceae
Exons: 6
Coding region: 705-2588 (627 amino acids)
Source: RefSeq, a predicted model, not a curated record
CAGAGAGCCAGAAAAUUUUGGCUAAGCCAUGCCCCACAAUCUUGUUCCCUUAUAGGAAUUAGGAACACCCCCCAACCCCUUCUUUUCUUUUUUGACCCUAAUUAUUGAAUUUUGGAAAUCAUGAUUUAUCCAUCAAUGCACAUCCAUUUCACCACCACCAUAGCCAUAACCAUAACCCCGUUUUUACCUCACACUUUCAAUUCCAAUUCCAUUUCCAAGGGGCCACAAAGUAGAAGAAGAAGAAGAAAGAAAGAAAGAAGAAAAUGAAGAGAAUUCCUCUAUGAUGAUGAUGAUGCAAUUUUAAGCACUGAUACUAGUUCUUUGUCUUCUGGGGUUUGCAAAGUUUGAAACUUUGAUUGGUUCUGAUGCUGAAUUUGCAACCAAGACGAGAUUUUUUUUAUUCAACAUUUCAUGAUCAUUUGGGAUUUGUUUCUGUCCGAUGUUCUUUGAAUCAUCACAUGUCUGAGUGUGAUAAUGCUGUAUAUGAAGUUGCUGUGAAAUCCAAUCAAUAACACAUGCUUUCAUUUCAUUUGAGUGGAAUUGAGUUACUUAGAGCUGUGCUACGAGGUUUUUGGAGUACAUUUGAAACUUGAAUUAACGAAUGCUGAUUUAUUAGUGCACUUGAAAGACGGUGAUGAUGUUGAAAGAUAUUGACACAGAGAAAGAAAUUCCUGUUUGAUAAUUCGAAAGAAUUGUAUAGAGAUAUGGGGUUGCCGCAAGUGACUUCAGGCUGCAUUGCUGAGGAGGUGGCAGCAUCGCUAGGCACAUUCGUGCAAACUGCGCCUAGGAUCGCCAGCAUAAGCAACUAUGAGUUGAACAUGUUGGCUGGCGAAGACAUGAAUAACCGAUUGCAGAUUGAUAUGCCUAAUCCGGACAGAAAAAGUGUUGUAGAGUUGUCGAAAGAAUCUCAUAUUUCGAGUAUGUGUAAAGAUGGGAAAUCGAACAUUCCUAAGUUGAAGAUUAACCCUAUUGUCAAUGCUGGUCAAAUGAUUCAGACACCGGCUUCUAGGACUGUAGGUUUCCAAAUAAUGACAUUAACUCCUCAUGUUAAUGAUUUUGGUGGAAAUGCAUAUUCAUCUGCGGUGUUUAAUGUUACCAAUGGCGCAGCUGAACCAUCCGAGUCGAAAGUCAGAAAGCAAUUAUUGUCCCCUUUGAAUGGCUUGCUUCUUGCAGAUCAUUGCAAAGGUGAAUCCCUGGACAUUGUUGAAGGUAUUUGUCAAGGUAGUUCGAAUAGUGAUCACGAUAGUUGUAGUGCUCUUAUGUUCCAAGAGCAUAAGAAGUUUCAUGUCGGAAACUACACCGAUAUUCAGUCCAUGAUAUGGUCUGCCUCUUGUUAUCAGGAAUUAAAGAAUUCAUCCUUUGUUGGUUCUAGUGUAAACCGAGUUUUAUCUAGUUAUGAGCAUUCACACUGUGAACAUCACGAGCCAUGGUCGAAUAAGCAUAUUAGAUCAUCUGCAGCACUUCAUGACUCUGAACAGAAAACUAAAACAAGGCCUCAAACAGCACCAUUGUUUAUAACACCAAGGAAGUUUUCGCCUCCUUUUCCUUUGUCCCCUCUUGGUAAAAAUUCUUCUGAAAAUGAAAAAUUCGGAGAAUUCAAAGAUGUUGACACUAUGUUAGAUGAUAACAAUGGGUCUAUUAAGGAUGUUGAAAAGUCUGGCUUGUUUAUACCUGAAAAUGUCAUCGAUAUGCAAGAGUGUUGGACUCGGCCUUCUACCAAUUUCAGUGGAACAGUGAAUCGGUUGCCACUUAGAAGGUCGCUGGUCGGUUCAUUCGAGGAAUCACUAUUAUCCGGUCGGCUACUAUCUGGGAAAGUUACUCAGAAAAUUGAAGGCUUUCUUGCUGUGUUGAAUGUAACUGGCGGAAAUUUCUCGCCUCGAUCACAAAAACUCCCAUUUGCAGUAACUAGUGUGGAUGGGGAUAAGUACUUACUUUAUUAUUCAUCAAUCAAUCUUUCAGGAAAUUUAUUAUCAUGCAAAUCCAGAGUUACCAAAUUCCAGAGAACCCUUAGCAUGGAUGAAUCACGAUCCGAAAAGAGCAGCCGUAUACGUAUACCUAUUAAAGGACGUAUUCAAAUCCUCCUCAGCAAUCCGGAGAAGACGCCUAUUCACACAUUCUUGUGCAAUUAUGAUUUGAGCGACAUGCCAGCUGGUACCAAGACGUUCUUGCGGCAAAAGAUUACUUUAACGUCGAUGUCUAUCACCGGGAACGAAAGCGAAACAGAUGCUUGCAAUGGAGUUAAGUUCAGUUCAAGCACAUGCCUUGGAAAUGAAGACAAAUUUCUACGUUGUUCUUCGAAGGCGAAUGAGAACUCAGUUAACACUGGCAUUUUGCUUUAUGCUCUCCACCUCCGCUUCUUAUGCCCCUUCCCGAAGAAACGUUCUAGGUCAAUUCAUAAGUGCAAAUCUGACUCGCUCUCUGCAGAAGUGCGAAACAUUGUUGAUAGCGAAUACACCGAAAGGCGUUUCUACUUGUACGACGAUAUGCGAGUAGUGUUUCCUCAGCGCCAUUCGGAUUCUGAUGAGGGCAAGUUGCAUGUGGAGUAUCAUUUCCCUUCUAAUCCCAAGUACUUUGACAUCAGUAGCUGAAGUGGCAGUUUAUCUCUCUAUGCUUAUUGUGUAUAUAGUUGUAAAUAUUGUACAUUUUCAAUUCAUUUCUUCUUUGAUUAUUGGGGCCAAUUGCCCUCAUUUAACUUUGGAAAAUGUAAAUUAUUUCUAGUUACUACCCAUACUUCAUUCUCUCAAUUUCAAAAUAAAUAUCGGUUUGACUAAUUUAGUCCGAUGCAGACGCAUUAUUCCUUGUAAAGUGUAACUAGGGACAUCUAUUUUUUUUUUUU